AUGGAGAAGUCAUGGGUUUGGCUUCCAAGGACUAGUCUUGAGUAUGAGGAAGGAGCUACAAAGUUUGUUUAUGGGUCAGCUAGUAGGUUGGGGGAUCCUGCAAACAUUUUGUGUCCAUGUACUGAUUUCCGUAAUCUCUGCCAUCUGGUGGAUUCACUAACUUGGGCUCAGGUCAAUGAUAAAUGGCCACUGUUUGCUGCUGAUCCGAGAAAUCUGAGAUUUGGUCUGUCUACUGAUGGGAUGAACCCUUUCUCGCUUCAAACCACCAAGUAUACUACAUGGCCGGUAUUGCUUGUGAACUACAACAUGUCACCUACACUGUGUAUGAAGGCCGAGAAUGUAAUGCUCAGUAUGUUGAUACUUGGAUCAUCUGCACCGAGUAACAACAUCGACGUGUACCUUCAACCAUUGAUAGAAGAUCUACAGGAUUUGUGGAAUGAAGGUCUUGAUGUUUACGACGCAUUCUCAAAGCAAGCUUUCAACCUUAGAGCUAUUUUACUAUGGACUAUCAGUGACUAUCCUGUGUUGGGGACAUUGGCAGGUUGUAAAGUUAAAGGUAAACAAGCAUGUAAUGUUUGUGGGAAGGAUACUCCUUUUAGGUGGCUUCAGUUUAGUAGAAAACAUGUCUACUUGGGGAAUAGGAUAAGACUCAGACCUGGACAUCCGUACAGACGCAGAAGGGGUUGGUUUGACAACACAGUUGAAGAAAGGAAUGCACGUAGAAUUCAAACAGGGGUUGAGAUAUUUGACCAAUUGAAAGACUUUAGGAAUUCCUUUGGUAAAGCUUUAGAUAGGAACAGGCCUGAUGUGAUUGAAGAUGAUGAACUUUCAGAAGAUGAAUAUGAUGAAGACAGUCAUCUAUGGAGGUGGAAGAAGCGGUCUAUUUUCUUCGAGCUACCUUACUGGAAGUAUAUGCCUGUGCGACACAACAUCGACGUAAUGCAUGUUGAGAAGAACGUGUCUGAUGCCAUAAUGUCCCUUCUCAUGCACAGUGCUAAAUCAAAAGAUGGAUUAAAGGCAAGACAAGAUUUUCAAGAUAUGGGUAUUCGGGCAUCAUUACACGCACAAGUACGUGGGAAGAGAAACUACUUACCACCUGCUUCAUAUUGGCUGUCAAAGGAAGAAAAAAAGAAAUUCUGCAAGAGAUUGUCUGAGUUCAGAGGACCAGAUGGCUACUGUGCGAAUAUAGCCAACUGUGUUUCAGUUGAUCCUCCUACAAUUGGUGGGUUGAAGUCUCAUGAUCACCAACUGCGUGUAAUAGACCCGGAGAAGCUUAUAUCAUUGGAGGCUGAGGUUGUGGAGACAUUGUGCCAAUUGGAGAGGUUAUUUCCUCCUUCCAUGUUUGAUAUCAUGUUCCACCUUCCUGUUCAUCUAGCAAGGGAGACACGUUUGGGUUGGCCGGUCCAUUUUAGAUGGAUGUAUCCCUUUGAGAGGUACAUGAAAACACUCAAGGCAUAUGUUAAAAACUAUGCUAGGCCAGAAGCUUGUAUGGCUGAGGGAUACAUGGAAGGAGAAUGCAUUGCCUUCUGUUUGGAGUUUUUAAAGUCAUUUGUACCAGUUCUUCAACCUGCAAACCGUAAUGCAGAUCUUGAACCAGAAGAGCACAUCCUUGAAGGUCGUCCUAUUAACAAGGCUAAACGAGUUGUACUGACAGAUAAAGAGCAGGAGAUAGCUCAUAGAUAUGUUCUCAUGAACACAGAAAUGUUUACUCCGUAUGUUGAGUAA
Eutrema salsugineum is the source of this 1725-nucleotide messenger RNA. RefSeq lists its product as uncharacterized. The transcript has 5 exons. The record is from RefSeq and is a predicted model, not a curated record. Bases 1 to 1725 code for a protein of 574 amino acids. NCBI's taxonomy places the organism in Eukaryota, Viridiplantae, Streptophyta, Magnoliopsida, Brassicales, Brassicaceae.